Molecule: messenger RNA, 1283 nt
Organism: Sphaeroforma arctica JP610
Lineage: Eukaryota; Ichthyosporea; Ichthyophonida
Exons: 10
Biological process (GO): DNA replication, removal of RNA primer; mismatch repair
Cellular component (GO): ribonuclease H2 complex
Molecular function (GO): RNA-DNA hybrid ribonuclease activity; RNA binding
Source: RefSeq, a predicted model, not a curated record
AGCGAUAGCCGUGAAGAAAACUGUGGAGGUUGUGGUGCAUGAUGUUGAUGCAGUGAUUGAUGUCGAUGACGCAAGUGAGGAACAAAUAACGACUACCCGUGGGAGUGUCAAACGUAAAGCGGCUCAGAUCGAUGUAAAUGCAGAAGCGGAAGAACCCGAGAGCGCUGAAAUGAUUGUCGCAGCAACCGCGGCAUCGACUGAGCUUAGCAGUGCAGUGAAAGUACCCCACUACCGACGGCUGCCAUCUGCAUACUCGCGUACGAUCGAGUCCGAAGUGCCUGAUAUCUGUAAGACCGAGCCAUGUCGCCUGGGCAUAGACGAAGCUGGAAGGGGUCCUGUGUUGGGACCUAUGGUAUACGGCACUGCUUUCUGUCCCAUAUCCAAGUUAGAUGAGCUGCGAAAAAUGGGAUUUGCUGAUUCCAAGGUGCUCAAAGAGGAACAACGUGAUGCCUUACUCGAGGUGAUCAAAGACAACAACGACAUAAUUGCCUGGAAUGCCAGGGUGCUAUCUCCACAAGACAUCUGCGGCAGCAGUUUACGGAAAGAUAAAUACAACCUGAACGCCUUGUCACACGAUACGGCUAUCGCGUUGAUUCGUUGUGCUCUGGCCAAAGGCGCAAACGUGACAGAGAUAUACGUUGAUACAGUAGGGCAUGCGGGGAAAUAUCAGGAGAAACUGGAGGGAUUAUUUCCUGGCAAGAAGAUCCGGGUGGAAAGCAAAGCAGAUGCCAAGUAUGCGGUUGUCAGUGCCGCGUCUAUUGUCGCCAAGACUCUGCGCGAUGAAGAAAUCAGGAAUUUUCAAUUCGAAGAAUCCGACAUGGCAAAUGUUGACCGAAAUUUCGGCUCGGGCUAUCCAGGAGAUCCCACUACGAAGGCGUGGUUAAGGAACAACAUGGACCCUAUCUUCGGCUUCCCGGGGUUGGUGCGUUUCAGCUGGAGUACCGUGACUAAGCUGUUGGAUGAGCAUUGCGCCCCUACCUACAUGAACGAUGAAAGCGAAGACGAAGAGGAAAUGGUGAAAGGCCAAAAAACACUAUUCGAAUGUGGUGCCGUGGCUAAGACGAAGAAGUCACGAAGGCACGCCUUCUUCGAUAGGCGGAAUUUCAGCCUGGUCAGCGACUUCUAAUUCAAAAUAGGAGUACUAUAUAAAUAUUAACUCCUUUAGUAGCGUAGUAUAAUAAAACCCACACGUAAUUAGAGCGUCAGUACCGCCCCUGAUUGCUCACCUCGAUCCCACCAGGGAGUAAUAGAUUUGUUAGUAGCCUGACGUUGAGAAAUGAUUA